UUUCGUCCCUACAAUUCAAAGCACCAUUUUCUCUCUGAAUUCUCGCGUAAUCUUCGCUUUUUGCUGGAUCAAUUCACAUGGAGGAGGGUAUCCUUCAGAAUGCUCACUCGCCGCCGCCCGAUCUAGAGCCGUUCGACAGCUGCGGAAAUGAGUUGACUCAGAUGAACUCGGAUUUAUCCGCCAUAACGGCUGAUGCUUCCAAAGCUUCCUCGCAGCAGUGCGCGGCACCUUUUCCUAUCGACCAGUCAACAAAAUGGACAGAUCAUCAACACCGUUUAUAUCUUAAUUCGUUAGAAGCUUCAUUUGUGAAUGAAUUGCAACAGUCUAUACAAUUAUUUGGUUGGAGCUUACGUAAUAACUCAAAGGAAGCUUUAAAGUCAAAAACCUUGCAAAACUCACAGAAUAUGACCAAGCAGUUUCCAGUUCUACACGAUUGUUGCUGGAAGAAGAUCUGUGUUGAAAGAAAUGAACCUAUGCUAGAGAGCACAGCUGAUUCUCAUGUUCUUGCAGGAAGCCCAUCUAGACAUGCACCAGUAGCAAGAGAAUGUGUUAUGAGAGGAUCUGAUGUUUAUGACAGUGGCAUGCGUUGUGAUGAGGGGACUCAGGUUGGAGGGAUUUCAAAAUUCUCCAGGUGGUCACCAAGAAUCAUACAGAAGCCAUGCCAUCGAGAAUCAGUUGGCUGUUAUGCAGGUAAACUUUCAAGUAAUACCUGCAUCAUGCGUGCUAGUUACUCAGUUGUUUAGGCAUUAUUUUUCUGUCAUCCUGCUUUUCCUUGGCCAUAUUCUGCUUGUCAUAGCCACAUUCAAGCACACGGUACUUUUUCUUCUCUGAAAGACGUCCAUAUAAUUUCAGAGAGCACAUGCACAUAUUCUUGGUGUUACCAAAAUGUCAAUUAGAUUUGAACUCCUGGAUGAAUUAGUGGCAAACUUGUAGGGCAUAUGUCUGGUUGCAGCCAGAUCACAUGGCACUGAACUAAGUUUCCUUCCCAAACAUAGGGAGGCUUAAAAUGAGGAGGGUUCCUCAGUUCCAUGAGGCUGUACUAGUCUUUGGCCUGAACU
Neltuma alba is the source of this 1058-nucleotide messenger RNA. RefSeq lists its product as uncharacterized. The transcript has 3 exons. NCBI's taxonomy places the organism in Eukaryota, Viridiplantae, Streptophyta, Magnoliopsida, Fabales, Fabaceae. Gene Ontology annotation, biological process: response to cold; regulation of circadian rhythm. Bases 78 to 743 code for a protein of 221 amino acids. The record is from RefSeq and is a predicted model, not a curated record.